This is a messenger RNA of Prunus dulcis (almond), 1963 nucleotides long. RefSeq names its product BAG family molecular chaperone regulator 1. Lineage: Eukaryota; Viridiplantae; Streptophyta; Magnoliopsida; Rosales; Rosaceae. Bases 624 to 1676 code for a protein of 350 amino acids. Gene Ontology annotation, cellular component: cytoplasm. The transcript is spliced from 4 exons. The record is from RefSeq and is a predicted model, not a curated record. Gene Ontology annotation, molecular function: protein-folding chaperone binding; adenyl-nucleotide exchange factor activity. Gene Ontology annotation, biological process: protein stabilization.
CAACAGCUCAGUUAGCUAGCUGGCUGGCCACUUGAUUUUUAUACCCUUUUUUUUUUUUCCCUCUUCCUUCUCUUCUUCCUCGAGUUCUCUAGAGCCAGAGAACUCGUAACUUCUUUGAUUCUGAUUUCACAUUGAUUUUCCCGGCACCCACUUUGGAAGAUCUCAGGCGUGAGCUUGUUGGGUUUUUGUUUUUUUGGCAGUAUUUUUCCUAGAAAAUUUAUGUCAGCUCUUUGACUUGAGUACUGCAUUUGGCUGAAGAGAUCUAUAAUCUGAGGCCUGGUAGGUUCUGUCGUCUGUGUUUUCUGGGUUGCAGCCGUUUCAGUGAUUUUUGUACUUUUUUCUUCAAGUACAAGGCUUUUAACUUUACAGGUGAAUGGGUUGGGUCUGUUUCUUCUGCCAGACGCCAUUGAUUCUUGUGUAAAGCAAAUCAAAGUUAUGGUUUUUCUCUCCACAUGCUCUGUUUACGCGUGGCGGUUGGUGUGAUGCUGGUGUCAGAAUCAGAGAGUUCUAAAGCAGGGUCUGGUCUAGCAAGGUUUUCUCUCAAUUGGGUAUCUAUAAUUUUUGACGCAGAUCGACCGGAAGAAAAAAUCUGAGAAAUCUCUCCAAGAAUUACAGAGUAAAAGAUGAUGAGAAUGAAGACGAAGACAACAGGGGUGGCACUGUCAGAGUUGAAUGGAAGUUCUGGCAGUGGCGGACAUGAGUCGGGGCCAGCCGAGUGGGAGCUUAGACCAGGAGGAAUGUUGGUUCAGAAACGAAAUCCAGACUCUGAUCGGAACAUAGCCCCUCCACCGACAAUUAGAGUUAGGGUCAAAUAUGGGUCCAUUUACCAUGAAAUCAAUAUUAGCGCUCAAUCUUCCUUUGGGGACUUGAAGAAAAUGUUGGCUGGACCGACGGGUUUGCAUCAUCAAGAUCAGAAGCUGAUAUUCAAAGACAAGGAGAGGGACUCAAAGGCUUUUCUUGACAUGUCAGGGGUGAAGGACCGAUCGAAGAUGGUGUUAGUUGAGGACCCAAUUAGCCAAGAAAAGCGAUAUCUCGAGAUGCGACGAAAUGCAAAGAUGGAGAAGGCUUCAAAGUCCAUCUCUGAAAUCAGCUUGGAAGUAGAUAGGCUCGCUGGCCAGGUGUCGGCUCUUGAAUCAAUAAUCACCAAAGGUAAAAAAGUUGCAGAACAAGAUGUGCUUACUCUGAUUGAGCAACUGAUGAACCAAUUGCUUAAACUAGACGGAAUCAUGGGCGAUGGAGAUGUGAAAUUGCAGAGGAAAAUGCAGGUGAGGAGAGUGCAGAAGUGUGUUGAAACUCUGGAUAUAUUGAAAGCUAAAAACUCCACGCCUAGCAGCAAUGGAGGUCAGACUCCAAAGCAAGUUCAGCAGAAGCAUUCUAAUGGGCAUAGACAUGGAGCAAUCCAUCAACAGCCUCAAAGUCAUUACAGUGGAAAUGGGAAUUUGCUAACACCAAUUCAAGAGCAUCAACCAAGGCAUUCAGUUGGAUAUUCACCUUUACAUCAGCAAGGGCAACAACAACCAUCAAGGCAUUCAGCUUCAGGGCCAGUAGUUGUCACCACACAGUGGGAGACAUUCGAUUCUGCCCCGGCAUUGAUCCCAACCUCUUCGACAUCCAAAUCGGCCUCAGCCACCAAUCAUUCUGGCUAUCCUAAGUUUAAUUGGGAAUCGUUCGAGUAAGCCGGCCGCCACGUAUUGUUUGUGUGUGUGUGGAUGUGUUUUGAUAUUGUGUCUCCAAUGUGCUUGCUGUCUCUUCUACAUUCUUUUCUGUACUUAGAUGAAAAUGUUUCCAACCCCUUUUAAUCUUCUGCCAUUCAGUUCACCAGAAAUAAAUGGGGUUUACUACAACAGGGAUUUAUUAUCAAUCUUGAGUUCUGUUGUCCUUUGAAUUCAUUUUCCAUUUCUGUGGUUGUGUUUUUUCAUACUACAAAAUUGGCUGUCUAUCUGUAUAUUUGUUACUAGAGGAA